Merops nubicus (carmine bee-eater) is the source of this 1290-nucleotide messenger RNA. It is a transcript of the gene EVA1C, whose product is annotated as eva-1 homolog C (C. elegans). Gene Ontology annotation, molecular function: carbohydrate binding. The record is from RefSeq and is a predicted model, not a curated record. The transcript has 8 exons. The coding region runs from base 1 to 1290 and encodes 429 amino acids. NCBI's taxonomy places the organism in Eukaryota, Metazoa, Chordata, Aves, Coraciiformes, Meropidae.
AUGGACUAUAAAUCAGUAAAACAGCUGUCAUUAUCUCUGCUGCUCAUGGACUUACUAGAAGAUGGAAGUGGAUGGUACAGGUGGACAGCUACAUACACAUCAUACCUCUCCUCUUCAGGUUACCUAACCAAACUUCUGCAAAAUCAUACUGCCUAUGCCUGCGAUGGGGAAUAUUUGAGUCUGCACUGUCCUCGGCAUUCAACAAUAAGUGUCCAGUCAGCAUUUUAUGGGCAAGACUACCACAUGUGUAGCACUCAGGAGCCUGAAGCCAGGAUGACAGAACCCAUGAACUGUGUGGCACCCACCUCUUUGCAGAAAGUACUGGAUGAAUGCCAAAACCUGAGAUCCUGCCAACUCCUUGUCAAUAGUCGGGUUUUUGGACCUGAUCUGUGUCCAGGGACCACUAAAUUCCUCCUUGUCUCCUUUAAAUGCAAACCUACUGAAUACAAAACCAAAUCAGCAUGUGAAAACCAGGAACUGAAACUCCACUGUCAGGAGUCCAAGUUCCUCGUCAUCUACUCUGCUACAUACGGCAGAUGGGCACAUGAGGAGAAAGUCUGCUCAACAGAAGUGGAGCGCAUCCCCCCCUUUGACUGUUUGUCUUACACGGCGCUAGAAGUUUUAUCAAAAAGGUGUUAUGGGAAACAGAGGUGCAAAAUCAUUGUCACUAGCCAGGAUUUUGGAAGUCCCUGCCUACCUGGAGUGACAAAAUACCUGAACGUCAGCUAUGCAUGUGUCCCUAAAUUUAUCCUCACGGCUGUCAACUCACUGGUCACUGACAGCGGGUCUUCCGUUAAGCAGAAUGAUGGUGUCAACCUGGACCCAAAGGAAUCAAGACUUCCAAAGAAAGAUGGAACUAUUGUUAGCAACUCCUUGGCUACAUUUGCAUACAUUAGAGAUCACCCUGAAAGAGCAGCUCUCCUGUUCAUGUCCAGCGUUUGUGUGGGAUUAAUCUUCACACUCUGUGCUUUGGUGAUCUGUGGGUGGUGCUCAAAUGACUUCCAGAAAUUGCACAGAAAGAAGGAGCACUUAGUGCCAGAAAGUGACAGAGCGUACGAGAACAGUGAAAAUGAGGAGGAGGAGGAGGAGGAUUCCUCUGAUUCGGAUAUCCAGGAUGAGGUAGCAGGACUUUACAGGCCUUCUUACUCAGGUUAUAGUUCGACAGAGGCGGCGGAACUGGCCGAAAGGAUAGAGCGCAGGGAGCAGAUCAUACAAGAAAUUUGGAUGAACAGUGGUUUGGAUAUGACACCUCCUAGAAAUAUGAAUACAUUUUAUAUUAAUGAACAAUAA